Podarcis lilfordi (Lilford's wall lizard) is the source of this 17576-nucleotide messenger RNA. The record is from the annotation of a GenBank genome assembly. NCBI's taxonomy places the organism in Eukaryota, Metazoa, Chordata, Lepidosauria, Squamata, Lacertidae.
CGGGAAACAAGUAAACGUAAAAGAAGUGAGGAAAAGAUGAAAUUGUUUUUAAUUGUUUUUUCUUUUUACUUUGUACUAAUGUGGUUCUUUUUUUUUUCCCCUGUGAAACUUUAAUAAAUAUUAUUUAAAAGAAAUGUACGAGAAAGGAAUGCACCUCAGUGGUACAGCAUCUGUUUUGCAUGCAGAAGGUCCCAGGUUCAGUCUCCAGGUGGGGGUGGGACUGGGAGAGAUUCUGGUCUGAAACAGAUCAAUCGCACCACAAGCUUUUCAAAUGGCAAUGCAAUACAAAAAGCACAGUCUAUGACAAGGAGUAGCCAACACAGAUGCUGAUUUGUCCUUUUGCUUAAAAAUAAGUGUUGCCAACAGGCCACAGGGUGCUUUACAACAACAUCAUAAUAAUAAGCCACACAAGGACUUGCAAACAAAAGCAGCAGCAUCAAACUAUUUUCACAUUACUUCAGUCACAAUUCCCCUGCUGGAAUAGGUGUGCCUUCACCUGCUUUCUAAAACAAAAUGAUAAUCUGGCUAGGCACGCCUUAGUGAGAACAUUCCAGAGCAAUGGAGCCACCACUAAAAAGGUCCUUCCAUUGGUCCCAGAGGUAUGCACUUCAUCCUGCGCAGGGACCACCAGUCAGGCAUCAUCCACUGACCUUAAGGUGCAGGCAGGAUGGUCUGUGAGAAGGUGUUCCCAUCGGGCUUGUCCACAUGUAAGCAUUGUUUAGCUGUUAAUCUACUCCCCACCCCACCAUUCAAAUUGCAUUAAACUAGUUGAGACCCAUAUGUAUUUAAAUUUGUAUCUGGGGAGUAAUUUACAAUUUAUACCAGUAGGUGUUACCUUUUCUGUUUGUCCCCACCUUCUAAUUUAUUAAUUCUGUUACACCAGUUAUGUACUGGUAGGGCACAUAAACAGAUUUCUGCAGGUGCACCUUGUUUUUGUUUUCUUGUUUUGUCCUGUUUUAAUUCCCCUGCCCAGAACAUAAUUUUUAAUUUUGUUUGUGUUGUUUUAUGGUUUGGGGAAAUCCGAGGAAUCAAAAUAAAUAUAUACGGCUACACUCCUCUGUUCAGGAACAUGCCAAAAAUAGCAUUUAUACUUCAUUCUUUACUCCACUUUUAAAGGAAUCCUCUCCCCAUCUUUUUCUCCCUACUCUACUUUUAACACAGUGAUUUCUGCCCUUUCCUUCUAUUUAUCAUUCUGCAUCUAUUUUUCACAGUGGUUCAGCCAAGCUAUUGCAAGCACCCUCCUCCCUAGCCAUGUCAACCUUGCUAAUCAAAAAGCAAUCAGGCACACACUUUAUUAUUUAUUCCGAUUGUCCCUUUGCAGAUGCAACUUUAUCUGACCCACACCAGGUGUCACAUACAAAGCCAGAUGUGGAGCAGGUGGACAUGGUUUGAGGGAAAUGGCCUCAUUUCUGAAAUUAGGGUCCCUGGUGGGCCUAAUUUGGCCUGUGAGCUGAGGGUUUCCCUUCACUGAUUUAUUCUCAGGAACUGGUCUGUUUGUCACUUAUAUAAAGCAGAAGGGUGUUGCUGGCAAAUGACAACUGGAAGAUGAGGAAAUGAGCCCUUGUUAUUAUGUGUUGUGAUAUUCUGUCAGUAGUAGAUUAUUCCUCCAGACGUUUAUCCUUGUCAAGUUGUUGGUGUUGCUUUUGAUGGAUAACAGAGGGGACUGAUGCUCUGAUCAGAUCAGCCCACCCCUGACAUAUGCAUCCACGAAUAUAAGAAGACCAUCAGUGAGACAAAUUAACUUCUAUAUGCAAUUAAUUCCCACCCCAACAUUAGGCAUAUCAGAAAGGUAUGUUGAAAUCAGGCCCCAUCAAAAUAACCUUGAGUUUACACAGAAAUUCCCAUUCCUGUCUUCAUUCUUAACUGAGGUAGCAUUGGCCAAUGGUAUUGUAGGGGGACCCCAAGGGACCCCAAAAUAUGUUUUGUGUGUAAAAGGUAAAGGUAAAGGUACCCCUGCCCGUACGGGCCAGUCAUGUCCGACUCUAGGGUUGUGCGCCCAUCUCACUUAAGAAGCUGGGGGCCAGCGCUGUCCGGAGACACUUCCAGGUCACUUGGCCAGCGUGACGAAGCUGCUCUGGCGAGCCAGCACCAGCGCAGCACACGGAAACGCCGUUUACCUUCCUGCUAUAAAGCAGUACCUAUUUAUCUACUUGCACUUUAGGGGUGCUUUCGAACUGCUAGGUGGGCAGGAGCUGGGACCGAAAGACGGGAGCUCACCCCGCUGCGGGGAUUCGAACCGCCGACCAUAUGAGUGGCAAGUCCUAGGCACUGAGGUUUUACCCACAGCGCCACCCGCGUCCCUAUGUUUUGUGUGAGAAACCUAUAAAAAAAAGCCCCAACUGAAUGAUAUAUUGGAGUUCUGUUAAAAUCCUUGUUCAUAAUAGUUUUGUUUUGUUCAUAAAAGACACAUAGCCCAGUUGCUGGAAAUACCAAAGAUAAGGCAUUCAGGGAGUGAACUUCUGAAGAGUAAAAUUAUGGGAGUCUGGCUGUGCCAGCUUACCAAGGACAACUCCCCUUUUGUAGGCUUGUUAUCUAGGUGAACAUAAAUCUCAGACUACAAUUCUCCUUUCUUUAGUAUGUAGGCUUGUAUCUAUGUAGGCUUCAAAACUUUGGAAGCGAGGGGCCCUAGAAGGGCUGGACACACAUCAAGUUGCAGGCUGGACAUCUAGAAAGUUGUAUCCAAUGAGUAUUCUGCCAGCUACCCUCUGAAAAUGUCUGCAGCAGUUUGAUUGGAUUUUAUCUCUAAAACCUAUACAGUGGUACCUUGGUUCUCAAACACCUUGGUACUCAAACAACUUGGAACCCAAACACUGCAAACUUGGAAGUAAGUGUUCCAGUUUGUGAACUUUUUUUGAAAGCCAAAUGUGCUCCAUUUUGAGUGCCACACUUCCGUUUUGAGUGUUACGCUGAGGUCUGUCUGUUUUUGCUAUUUAUUUUGCGUUUUUGUUUGUUUUUUGGCUGUGUGGAACCCAGUUCAGCUACAGAUUGAUUGAUUGAUUGUGUGACUGCAGUACAUUGUUUAUUGCUUUCAUUUUAUGGAGCAAUGGUCUCAUUAGAUAGUAAAAUUCAUGUUAAAUUGCUGUUUUAGGGGUUGUUUUUUAAAAGUCUGGAAUGAAUUAAUCCAUUUUGCAUUAGUUUCUGUUGGAAAGCACACCUUGGUUUUGGAACGCUUUGGUUUUGGAACAGACUUUUGGAACGGAUUAAGUUUGAGAAUCAAGGUACCACUGUAAAAGGUCUGGGGGGUCCCCCCCCCCCAUUCAGCCUUUGUGGAGGUGACCGUGCUGAACCUAUUUACUGCAGUAAAUAAACUUUUGGACUCUUUCUUCAACCCGACUCACGAGUACAGUGGUGCCUCGCAAGACGAAAUUAAUCCGUUCCGCAAGAGUCUUCGUCUAGCGGUUUUUUCGUCUUGCGAAGCAAGCCCAUUGACGGAUUAGCGCUAUUAGCGCUAUCAGCUGUUUAGCGGCUAUUAAAGGCUUAAAGGCUUAGGGGAUUAGCUGCUAAAAGGCUAUUAAAGGCUAUUAAAGGCUUAGCAGAUUAGAUAAAGGGGGGGAAAAGCGAAAAAAAAAUCUCUAGACUCGCAAGGUAUUUUCGUCUUGCGAAGCAAGCCCAUAGGGGAAUUCGUCCUGCGAAGCAACUUCAAAACGGAAAACCCUUUCGUCUAGCGGUUUUUCCGUCUUGCGAGGCAUUCGUCUUGCGGGGCACCACUGUAAUUAAUAGUUCUAGUGAGACAGCAGAUUUGCCCUGCAACAGUUUGACUAAUAUAUUAUCAACUAGCCCCUAAGUCUCUCUGCAGCUCCCAUUGCCCUUUCAGUGGAAUAGCUUGAAAUCGGAAUUAACAGCCUGCAUUUCUGUGACUCGCCUCCUCUGUAGCUAGCAAGGAAAUGUAUAAUUCUUAGUGGGCUGUUUUAAUAACAUUGCAGGCUAGUAACUUGUGUGGAUUUAUUUACAAGCUUGCAUUUUUAUUCCAUGUCCCUCUUUCAUAUCUGUCAAUCUCAAGACAGUGUCCGCACCCCCACAUAUUAUAUUCAUAGCAGUCUUGUAUAUAAAUAUAAAUGGAUGGUUUAUUUUGGUAGCUAACUGACAGGCAAAAAAAGAAGUUGUAAAUGUGAUUAGAACAAUGUUGGAGAAAUCCUGGUCAGUAUUUUAAAUUUUGGUUUUAGCUCUAUCACGAUGGGGAAAAAAUGGUUGAUAGACCUGAUGAAAGUAAAUAAGUAAAUAAAAUAAAUAACAAGAGCAGAGUACAUCGGAAUCCCGUCAGCCAUGAGGCACGCUGGAUGACCUUGGGCCAUCUCAGUGUAAUUUACUUCACAGCAUUGUUGUGAGGGUAAAAUGGGUGAAGAGAAAAAGAUGCAUAGCCCGCUGACCUCUUUGAAGGGAAGAUGGAACAUAAAUGCAGUGACAAUUCAGUUUGGGAUGAUACCCUUUAUUUUGCAGCACAGAGGUGCACAAAUCCCAGCUACUGAUUCAAGCUGCAUUUAAUUUAAUAAGCUAACAAGCCAAAAAAUAAAAAUUCAUAACUUUGUUUCAAAAAGCUUCACAUAAAGAAGCAGGGAAUGGGGAAUAGCUUCAGACUCCUAUCACACUGGGGGCGGGGGGGGGGAAGGCCUUUGGGUGGCUGAUGCACUUUUAAAAACCAUCAAUAUUGCCCUUGGGUUUUUCAUUUUUGUUGUAAUAGCCUUUCACCCAAAUUAGGGGUGAGGGGAAUUCCAUCCAAGUCGUUUAGCUGAGGGGCUCGAUCCCUUUCUAGGAUCUCUUGCUCAUUCUAUCUUAUCUAUACAUGUACAGUAUAUUCUUCAUUACUCAUUGGUUCAGGGCAAACCACCCAAAAUUUUGGAGGGAACCAGAGCAUUUUGUGGGCGCUGUAUUUUCCAGUUAUCUGCCCAGAGCAUAUUAUUUUGCUUUUUAAGGCAUCCCUUCGCCAACUUUUUUCACCAGCACUGUUUUUGAAACACAGUGGUCCUCCCCUUCUCCCCCUAUUUCCCCCACAAUGGUUCAGCCCAACUGUUGCUAGCUUCCUCCCCUCAAUAGUUUGAGCGGACUUCUCCUAACUACCACCCCACACCGCUCGAGCCUAGGACGCUCUCGUCGCUCAUUGGCUCUCUCUUUUUUUGCAGUUGGGAGGGAAGAGCGACAGUUUAGCAGAAAGCACUCAAAGUAGCAACCUGGCGAGGCGCGGGGGCGAACGAAUGAUUUUUGUCUGGUCACGGGGGCUAAGGGAGUAAUAAAAGACCACUUUUCAUUGGCUCGCCGUCCAAGCAGCGAAUGAUAGGCAUGCUGUGAUUGGUUGUUUGACGUCGGAGUUAAAGCGAGUGCUCUAGGAACCGUUUUAUGUGCAUGAAUGCUUGCUUGCCUUUUAUAGCGUUCGGAAAAACUCUCCUGUUCUCCUUUUUUUUGUCACGCCGCUCCACAAAAGUAUCCCGUAGCCAAUAUAUAUAUCGGUUUCAAAGUGACAUGGUAAUGCUAUAAAAAUGUUGCCUCAGAACCUUAAUUAGCCUUCGGAAAUAAAAUCUGCAUUCUCCUCACCCAACAAUUUUUUCAUAGUAUUGACACACCAUUGUGAGGGCAUCACUAGCAACCAUCCCACAGGAUCCCGUCAUCCUGUCAAAAACAAGAUGGCGUCACUAUUGCCUGUAGUAACACUCAGUUACUUAACUUGGCUAUCUAGUGACACAAUUCCCUCGUAAACCCACACUGUCCUUUUACACAACUGCUGUGCCUUAACUUCACGUCAUUUGGACACCGUGCAUGAAGUGCCCUUCCAAUACUUCCCCAACAGCAACCUGGCUUCAAACACACCCCAGCGUUUUAAAAUUAUGUCAUGUUUCUGUAGUAAUUCCAUGGCAUGAGUCCCUCUCGGUCAUGUCAAGAUUAUAGCGGCAUAAUCUCCUCCAGGAGUCUAUUUCAUAUUUCUCCAGAAGCAAAUGUUGGUAACUUGGGUGGUCCAGGUGACCGUAACCAGAGCAGGCCUUCGCAUGAAGCGGUUGCAUCAAAUUUCAGAGGGGUUGCCAUUUUCCCACCUCUAAUCUCCAUCUCUGUGGCUGCAAUCCAAAAUAUACUUACUUGAAAGUGAAUCCCCUAGAAAAAAGGCAAGGCUCACUUCCAAGUAUGGACUGGGAUGUGCUUGUCAUUAAAAAAAUAAAUAAAAUAAAAUCAGCCAAUUGCCUUAGGGUCAUUUUCAAUUUUCAUACUGAGAGCAAAAAUGUCAAAGGCCAGCACAGGCAAUCACACUUUUGACCUCACCCAUUUAUUACCCUCUGUUUGGGUAAUCCUGCUCCACCAGCAGCAGCGUGCAACUAUCUAAAAUAGGAAAGAUGCCAUUUUAGAGGCAAAGAAAAUGUAUCUUUUCCGGCAUAUUGCAAGACUGAGACGGGAGGGUAUACAUUUGAAGUGGUCAAGGAGCGCAUCGGGAAACCUUCAAAGCUGGUUCUAGUCAACAUUUAGGAUGGGCGGCUCUGUUUAGAUCAAGGAAAUGAGACAUGAUGUUUCUCCCCUCCCUUUCAGGUUCCCACACCAUGGGAGACAAUGAGGAUCCUGACGCUGCAGCAGCACCAAACAUGCAGUGCUCCCCUUCAGACUCCACCACAGACGACAGCAGCACCCAAGAUGAUUAUGCGCUCCCCGCCAUCGUACGCUCUCCAACCUGUGCCCGCUGCCGCAAUCAUGGCAUCCGAGUCCCACUGAAAGGCCACAAGAACACUUGCCAGUUCCAGGGGUGCCAGUGUGAAAAAUGUAUCCUGAUCCUGUACGUCUGGUGGGAAAGCAAGUUGGAAGUGGGUGCUGGCCCCUGACAUUGUGGGGAUUUGUGUUGAACGUAGCACAGUGCUGGUCUCAGUAGGUGGCACUGUUCCCUUAUGAAUAAGGCCUUCGUCAUAUUAAGCUGCAAGCACUACCUCUCCCCUUUGUGCUUUGCUAGCUCCGCGGAAGCCUAUUAAUACUUGCAAUGAUGUACGGCACAAUGUUUUUCUUUUUAAAGUACACUCCUUGCAGCUCCUUGCUCGGUAUCCUAAAGGAAGAAUCUGUAUGCAAAUGUGCAUGGAUGGCUUUGAAAACUGGAAAAAGGCAAUCUUGGGAGGGUAUGACUAGAGAACCAGGAAGGUUAAAUGUGCAUCUGAAACUCCAAAGCAGGGCAGGCCAACUUUUCAUACCAAGUAGGCCGCAAGAAUACUUCAACAUGGAACCAGCAGGCUACAUACACUGCCUUGUCCAUAGCUAUCAACCUUCCCUUUUUUUUUUUUUUUGUGGGAAAUUCCCUUAUUCCAGCGCUGCUUCCCGCUGUUAUGCCGGAUUGUUAAAAUAUCCUCUAGACUGUCCCUGGGACAGGUGAGGCUGCUGAUCCCUUAUUUUCGAGGCUGCUGAGCCUUUAUUUUCAAAUCUGAAAGUUGACAGCUAUGGCCUUGUCACGUGGGAGGAGGAAAGCAAAGCCAAAACUUGAUGCUCCCACCCCAAACCUUUGUACUGCCUUUCCAAAGCCGGCCAGCGAGACGCCAUGCUUUGCGAAGGAGGUGCUAGGCUCCGGCAGGGUUCUAGAUCCCUCUCACUUCCUUCCCAAAGCUGAGGAAGCACUAACUAGGCUUUGGGAAGGAGGCAGUAGGACCUUAGGACCCUGCCAGAGAGCCCUCACACCUUCUUCCCAAAGCCUAGCCCAGGAGUGGGGGGCAUCAAAUGUUGCCAAGGGCUGCAAAAAAGGCCUCAAAGGCCAUGUGUUGGACCACCCUGCUCCAAAGGGAGAAAAGCAGGAUUUGUUACAUCGUAGAGAAAAGACCAAGAACUCUUUGCUUGUGUGUGAUUUGUAUUUGCCCACGCUACCACUUUAAUUCUUUAUUUAAUGGUUUCUCCUCCCAGGCAGAGACGCCGGGUCAUGGCUGCCCAGGUGGCCUUGCGCAGGCAGCAGGAGAUGGAGCUGAGGAAGCUGACCAGUGGUUUGCUGCAGCUUCAAGACAGUCCCACAUCAAGCUCUCUCCACCCGGCCAAACUACCAAAAGGGAUCAAACCAUGCAGGGGAGACAUAGGUAAGCUGCUAUGAGAACAGGAAAACAUGGGACAUUGAAUUAUAUAAAUAAAAAAAUACAAAGGACUGAACUGUACUCCUCAUUGAUCUGAAUUUGCUUCCAGUCCUAAAUGUGUUUAGGAUUAUAGCAUUUAGCAUUAAUUAUAUAUACAAUCCCAUCAGCUUAUAUGGGAGCAACUGACUUUCUCAAUCGCCUCUGAGUUCUAAAACAAAACAACACAACCAGAGAAAAAGGCGGGGUAUAAAUACAUAUAUAACAAUAAUAAGACAGGCUGCCAAACAUAGGGGAGCAGAAAAUAUAUGUCCGAUGUGAAUGGCUGCAAUGAAAUAAAUGAGGAUUUGUGCUGGCAAGGAAUGAUUUUUGCAAAUUCAGCUCCAUGAGCCCUUGCAAACAGAUGCUUUGAACUUAGAUGGAAAAGCUGAUUAAGAGUACACACAAAAAUUAACAAGUGGGAAGAGGGUUAAGUGCAUUCUCCCCACAAUUUUUCAUGCUCCAAAAUUAUCCUCCUGAAACUGAAUUUCUCAAAAAAAACACACCUGUUUGUGGGGUGGUUGUUAAAAUAUGUAUGUAGUUUUGUCCUUAGGGUCAGGGACUCAGGGACUGCUGCAAGUCCAGCAACCUUUGGCUCUUUCUCUCCUUGAAAAAAUCCAUUCAGGCUGGUAUUUAGAAGCAUUCUGUGCCUGUGUUUGCUUUUUUAAUUCUUCCCAUUUCCUUUUUUCUUUUUUCUGUCAUGUCUUUUAGGUUGUAAGACUGUGGGCAGGGACUGUUGCACUACUGACAUUUGUAAGCCAGCUCUAGGAAUCUUUUUGGCUGAAGACUGAGUAAAAAAUGUCUUAAAUAAAUAAAUAAAUACCGUAUCAUAGGAGGUAAAUUGGCUGCUUGUCAGAUUUUAAAUAAUAAAUACACUUAUUUAUUUUAAGUAUUUUUUACUCCAUUAUUUUGCACUGAAAAGGCUCCUUGAGCCGCUUACUAACUAUUUUUGUAAGACAGUCCUUGCCCUCAAGUUUAAUCUAAAUGUUGUGGCAAACAAGGGGAAAGCCGGAAGGGAGGCGGUAAGCAAACUCAGGCAUCGGUUCUUAAAGUUUCAGUUCUUAAACAACCAACUUCAGAUAAUCUGAUGGAAUAGUGCUGCUGGGAACAGCUCAGGGAGGGUCAAAGGUGUUAGUCUCUCAUCAGAGCAGACCUGUGGGGGAGUGCAGCCAGGUACACUUGCCCCAGACCUUGGAAGGCUAAGAGGGCCAGGGUAGGCCCCAGGUCUCAGACAAGCUCUGCACAGACCUGCAGCAGAGUCAGUGAAAUAGCCCUGCUUCCCUUUGCUGUGCAGCAUGACAGACACCAAAUGAACUACCAUUACACGACUUUUUCAAAAUUCAGGCAACAUUCCAGUUCACAGCUAGUGACCCACAAGCUUCUUCUCUUUUGUUGUACAGGCAGGAAAGAGAAUGAAGAACCCUUGAAAGAUUCAGAGGAUGGACUCAGAGGGGUUCCAGGACUCCUACGAAGACAAAGGCGGAGAGCAGCCAGGAAGGUGAGGAAAAGGGACUAGAUCACUUAUCUUGUCUUCUUAUUUGAUGGGGUCAUUUUAACAGUAGAUUGUGGUUGGCACUUGCAGAAAGAGAUUUCCGGUCUUCUCUUUAUACUGGCAACAAUAUGCCUUUUCCAAAGCUAAACUCAGCUUUGUUGUCAUAGAGUUGUUAGCAAAAUGGCCAGGAAAUGAGAAAUGAAAUAAAGCUGGAAGCCUUGAAAUGUAGAUGUCUUGAUAUCAUCAAAUUAAACAUAAAGUAGCCAGCCUCAUAUACGUUUGCCAGCAUAACACUGGAGUCACUAUUAGCACUUAGGGGUGUUUUAUUUUUGGUAAGGGCUACUUCCCCUUAUAUAUCCAACCUGAGCCUGUGGAACUCCUUGCAACAGUAGGCUUGGCAGGCGUGGGCAGUGCCAGAGAGUGGAAAGGUGUUCUCCCUGGCAAAAUGCUCUGGAAUCUAGGUGUAGCCUGUGAUGCCUCCCUUUGUUUCCUUCACUCCUUUAAGAUCUAGGAGACUUGACUGAUUCUCUGGCUAUAACCUCACAGAAAAUGUCCCCUAUGAUGCUAUCAGGAUUUCCCAACGAUAAUUAAUAUAUUUCAUGUGAAUUAAUGAUUUGAGCAGAAACUUUUAAAAAAUUGCUUCUUUUAUUUGAGGAAAUACCGUAAUUGAUAUGAUGUUUGCAAUAUUUAUAAGCUGUAUUUGCAUUGCAUUGUGCAUUGUUCUCUAGGAAUGUUCUUGGUUGCCUCUCCCUCACUGCUCUAAAGUGACAGAACUGCCGUGGGCCCUUAGAGGACAUCAACCACCUCAUACUGCUUGGUUCCCCCCUCCGCUUCCUAUGCCCCCUGCACCCUUCUGCCCAUUCUUGCCUCAGGAACAUUCUUUUCAGUUUCAAGGUAUGUUAGGUGGGUGACCAAUUUCUCUAGUAAUAAAUCUGGUGUAAUCUAUUUAUUUAUUUUGUUGCAUUUAGUAGUCUGCUCUUCACUGAACAUUUUCAGUCACAGAGCAGGGCACAACUAAUAAAAUUAAACAAAGUAAAAACAACAGCAUACAAAAAUUACAAAAAAAAACCCGACAACAAUUUUGUCACAAGGAAAAAAAGCAAAACUACAAAAACCAAAUACCGUGGUAAAAAACAAACACAAGACCGUCAAACGUUUUAGACAACCAGCGGUCUUAGAAAGAGUUCCUACUCCCUGUUUCACAUAUAGAAGCCCACUCACUCCCCCUCUGUCUCUCAUACAAACAGGGCCCCACUCUGAGCCAACAGACCCUCACCCUGUGAUUUGAUGGCUAAUAUUUUAGUUGCAUGCAAUUAAUAAAACCUACAUGAUCAUAGCACACGCUAUGAAAGAUACGGUAUAUUGCACUUCUUAUACGAUAAUAGCAGCAAUUAUAUAAGAAUUUAAUGUAACCUUUCCAGCAUCCUGGUGUUCUUUGAAACAGCCCUGAGGAACGAGGUGUUGCUUCAGAAAGGCUGGCCCUAGUUCUGGUUUCUUAUAUUGUAAACACCAUGCUGUAUUCAGGGUCUGAUCAUUGAGCUUGUUUUCCACCCCCUGCAGGUUGUGAUGGUAAUGAAGCGUUGUACAUGCCAGAUAGUUAUAUGACAGCUCCAGGACAGAUGUUUCACCAGACCCCUGGCACGUCCUGGUGCUUACCUUCACCUGCCAAUCUGCCCAGGUACUGUAUUUUGUGUAUGGUGUUCCAGCAUCAGGAAUAUUUAAAGCUAAGUAAUGGUCUGUGACUGAAAAUUUAAAAACAGGACUAUGUCUCUUAUAACAGCUAAUCAGCCAGGAAGACUUAACUGUGGGUGACUGAAAUCUUUGGUCAUUAUAGUUGUAAAAACUAUAAUAUAGGUCAGUAUGAAUAUUUCCAUAUGCAAAAUAAAUUUAAAGACUGCUUAUUUUGCAUAUGAGAACACAUUUCUGGUGAAAAUAAGGGAAUCUUAUCACAAUGAUAAGAAGAAGUCCUUGCAGAGUUAUCUAGUAAAAAGAAUGUGGACAUUCACUAGAGUUGCUAGAUCUUUAAAGAGGUGGCCCUGGCCAUAUCACAUUCCCAAGCAUAACAUGUUGAAUGAGGUCUGUAAAAAGUAACAUAGCUCCAGAGCAAGUUUGAACUUUUGAGCUGGCAAUUCUACCACCUGUCCACUCACAUUUUGUCCACACUAUAUGAUGAAAUAUUUGCUCUCUAUGAAAUAUUUCCUUGUCCAAAAUGUUUAUGCACAUGACAGUUGUGUAAACACCCUAAGGAAAGUCUGGCAGCUGUAAUGUUCUGUCUCCCUGCUCUGCUGAGGAUUCAAAAACAAGAAGCCAGGACAAGACAGAGAGCAAACAGUUGGUAAUAGUACCUCUGGGUAUUAAUCACAUGGUUGAUUUAGCCAUCAGGUAGUGCCUCCCGCAUGUGGGAAUGAACAUGCCUUUUGGCUACGAUCCUAAGUGCACUUAGCAUAAAUGUUCAAUUAAUGUCAAUAGGACUGACUUCUGCCACAAUGUUUACAGUAUCAGGGUGUAUAUUAGCUCACUAAUCCCAAGAAAGGGCUAAUCCAGCUAACGUCAGGGCUGUUGAGGAAUAAGUCUCCGCUAGACACAAGGCCCAUGAUUUAAGAUGGGUUAUUUAUUAAGUGAUCUACUUCUCUGUGUAAAUUACAUUGUAAGUAGAAGGUAAAGUUACUAAAGUAAUUACAGUGAAGUCAAAGGGAAGUAUAAAAGGUAGAGUUUGCUAUAGAAAUUUAUGAGAUACAAAGCAGAUAAACUGAUGACCCUUUUGGCCAACUUCUGUUGCUAAAGGAAAUAUUCAAACUUUCCAUUUACACAGAAGUCUUAAUCUAGAGCAGGAGUGGGGAACUUCAGACUCAGAGGCUGAAUGUGGCCCUCAGAACUCUCCCCAGGCAACACACCUCAUUAGCCCUGUUCUGCAACCAAGAUUUUUUGCCUGGUUGAAUAUGUUCUUGAAGUGUGGAGAUGUUCUUUCCUUGCCUGGAUGGAGGGUGGAGAGGGAAAACCUCUGACGUUUGCUUGGCCUACAACAAAGAAAGCAUCACAUCCGUUGCUCCACCCACUUUUGGGCAUGCAUGCGGCCCCCAGAUGGUUACUCACAAGGGAAAGUGGCCCUCAGGCUGAAAAACAUUCCUAUCGCUGAUCCAGAAGAAUCUAGUGGAAGCACAAAGUCACAGAUAUGAAGUAGACAUAGCAAAGACAGUGCUAGAAUAAUUGUCUUGUUAUGAGUGGAACCAGAGGGUGGUAUAUGCCUUUACUGCUAGAAUAAUGUAUUUGCACAAAUUAUUUAAAGAACAAUUUUAACAGUUCCAUGUAACUUCAGGUCCUGUAUAAUGAAUAAACAGAAAUUGCUCCAUGGAAGACACUACCUAAUCUAUUAUUUAUCUCUUAUUCUUUGGCACUGGUUCAGCAACAGCUGUCUAUACUAACAAACAUUUACUGCAAACAGCAAGUUGUGGGUGGAAAUGUAAAGUGAACUUGGGAGAAUGACAGAUGCAGAAGCCCCUCUUCCCCCUCAACAGUUUGUGGUUUAGCAAGGACAGAAGGCGAGUGGGAGACAAGCUGCCAGUAAGGAACUUUAUAAACAGGAUUGAAUGUGCUCUCUGUCUUUCUCUCUCUUCCCCCUCCCAUCCACCCUCUUCCAGCCGCAUGGCCCUGAAUCCCCUGAGUGGCAACAUGGAUUUCAGCAGACGUCCAAAGGCUGCACCUUUGGGAGGUCAGGUAUUUUGGUCCUUGUGUCUUGCACAAAAAUUGCCCGUGAGCUGGAAUUAUUACCUUCAGCCUCCUUCCUGAAAGAUGGGAACACACAUUUCAGUGAUCUUGCAGGAGGUAGCAAAGCUGGCAGUCAGAAUUAUUUAGUCUGCCCUGUUCUGUGGGAGGGUGAAUACACACAUGCCAGUGUAUGGUAAGGAUUCUCUCCUGAUGUCUCUCCAGUUGGUGGCUCACAGGUGUGUUAGCUUGUCACAGAGAAAUGGAGAGUAGUUCAAGGUCUUGGAAUGGGCAACCUCUUUACUAAUAGUAGAACUGAUGCUUCCCCUAUAAAAGUCCCAUGAUCCAUUUUGGAGGUGAUUGCUUCUCUGCCAUAAGAAGGCCCCAACUUGCCAGGGCCUUAUAUUGGUAGAGGGUUUUCAUGGGCUGGUCCAGUGGUUUAGUGGGAGAGGGUAAAAGUGGGACAGUCAGCCAGUCAUGCUCUUUGGUCUAAUGUUAAGUUAUGAAAUGCCAUAGCUCUGGCUGCAAAAGAGGAACUGUGUUGGAAACAGUAAACAUUAUCCCUUGGAAAGUGAAACAACUCCUAUUCCUUUCCAGCCCUUUAAAUUGGACUAAGCAGAAUGCACAGCUGGGGAGAACACGAGCAAUGAUUGGCAAGGCUAAAUGAUAUCCAUGCAAUCAAAGAAUUGUUAUUUGGCACAGGCAAUUGGUAAAAUGACUAAUAAUUGGUCUAUACUUCACUCUGUAUACAUGGAAAGCAGCCAGAGUUGCAUCUCCAUCCUAUUCUAAUCGGAAACCUUUAUUAAAAUAUUCCAUGUUGCAAGUGCCCAUACCACAAGCCAACCUGGGGCUAGAUUAAAAUUGAGGACCUGUCCUGCAGCAGAGGCCGGUUUUGUGUCAUUCUUAUUGCUGCUACCACUUUCCUUUUUUCUUCUUAACUCUGGCGAGGAAAAGGAGUCCAGAGCUAUGAGCUGGUUACCUGCAUGGGCGAAGCUUCAGCUAGCACCUUCUCAUCAGGGUAACACUUCAUGCUUCUGAUAAAGUGGACUGUAACCCACAAAAGCUUAUACUAUAAUACAAUGGUUAAGUCUUUUAAGGUGUUGCAGGUCUCUUUGUUCUUUCCCACCAGCAAAGAAGGAUGCAAGAUUUACCCUGCUCUUAUUCUGUUCCCCAAACUCUGCAAAAAGAACAAGCAGAAUCUGUACCUGAGACGUUCAUUAAUCUAGUUCAUGUCUGUUUGUUAAUCAUGAGGUUAAUAGUCUCUCCCCCUCUCUCUUCAGCCAACCUCUUCUGCUCAUGUUUCGGUCUGGCCCACCAGGGGGUUUAUCUUCUCCCCCCUUUCUGAACAACAGCUGCAGAAAGAGGCUGCUGAAGCCUUGAUGGUGCUAAGAAAUGCUCCCCAGCCAGGUCCCAUUUUGGCCACUUCCAGUCUUCUGCCCCCCACCAGCUCUGCACCUGCUCUGUUGGCCUCAUCAGCUUUCACACGCCCUUCAGCAACAUUUCACAAUCCCGGGGUGGCCAGUCCCUUCCAGCAGCAUCCCUCAUACUACAUGCCUCCAUGUGACAUUCAGCCUGUAAAGGCUUCCAAGGACAUAGCUUUGAAAGGAACCCAGCUGUCCCCAGAGUCAGUCAGUGCUCAUGGAGAACAGGCCCCAGGGCCUCUUUUCCUUCCGUUGCUCCAUGGAAGUGCUCUUCCCCAGCAGUACAAAAAUGUCCAUCUAUUCUCAAUUGCUCCAUCCCGGGCACCCCAAGUGGCUACUUCUGUAAUGGUUUCCAGCAUCCAAGCUGUCAAACCCAGCCUCAGAGGGACUUCCAGUGUCAGCCACCACCAUUUUGCUCCAAACGUGGCAACCUACCACACAGCUUCAGGCUCCAUGCCACAUACCAUCUGCAUGCCACAAACUGUAGACAGUGGUUGGAUUUCCGAGACAAAUGUUGAAGUCCUUGCUCCAUCCAGCUCCACUCACAGUGGCCCUCAAAUUCUGCCCUUCUGUGUCCCACCAAUGGAUGUGUCUGUCACUUCAGUGCCCCUACAAACUGGCAUCCCAUGCACUCCAUUUGGGAUGGAACUGCACAUGCUUCCCAGGCUGUCACUGUUGAAUCCUACCCCCUACAUUAUAGCUCAGGAAGGUUUCCCAGAGCCAGUUUCCCCCCCAGGGCAGAAAUCACAACAAUGCCAUCAGCAACAGAGCCAAGAAGGAAAGCAUUCCAGCAAGGGGCAGGAAAGAGAAGAACAUGGCAGAAGCCACAAUGCGCCUGGGAGCAAGGACCCAGAAGGUACACUAUAGACAAUGCAGCUGCAAUCGAUGCCAGAAGGACUAAUAUGUGUUAUCAAGUGUUUUUGAAAACAGUGUCUCCAAAAGAGCAAUGACAUGUGCAGAAAGCACCCUGUACCCAAAAUAUAACUGAGGGCUGUAUAUAGAGAUUUUAUUUUAUUUUUCUCACACAUAAACACACUAGAACUUAAUGAAAGUGAUUGGCAGUAGGAUCAGGACUAACAACAAAAAUACUUCACACUUACACAGUCAACAUGAAAUUGGCUGCAGUUGUGAUAGCCACUGGACUUAAAAAAAAAAAAUUAGAUUUUUUUUGCUGGAGGAUAACAGUUAUGAUGAUAAUAAUAUUGGUAAACCUUUCAGGGCUGUUGUAAGGGUUAUUGAAAUAAUGUAUGCAAAUAUGUGCAUUUGAGCUUUUAGAAAAACUCACUAUACAAAACUGAAGUAUUUUAAAUUUUGGAAAUGCCCUUCCAUGACGCAGCACUGAUACCUGUAGCAAUUUGUUUGCUUUCAUAGGAAUUUGCACAAAAUGUUAAGCACGUGUACAGGCAGACAUGGAAUCUGGAAUGAGGGGAUCUUUAUUUCGCUCUGUAGAUAUUAAUGCUGGGUUCUUGGGUUGUUGUUCUUUAAAAAAGGAUUUGAUCUGUUGAUGUAUAGGAACAUUCCUACCGCUAGCAAGAACAGUCCUUGCAGAGAAAUUGUUAAGAAUGCAUGCAAACUAGCUUCAGCAGGUUUCUCCUUUAUCAGGAAACCUGAUUUGUGACCAAAACAUACCUACACCCAUAUUGCUUUUCUCCUAAACUGAGAAUCUUCUGCUGAUCUUCCCGUAUACAGGGAAGUACCAAGUGGCAAUGUCCAUGGUGCAAAUAAGAAACCUGCUCUAGACAUCUCAUAUAGCUUUGCUGGAAUUCCUUUGUUUAAACACCAUCACCUUUGCAUCAAGAGGUUACACAGGAGGUCAUACAGCUGGGCUCCUCAGAACACAGACAGAAAUAUUCAAAUCACUUAUUCCGGAUUAGUCACAUUGCAGUCAACUUGAGAAUCAUGGGAUUUAAGGAUCAUGGUCAUAAUGAUGUGCAGAGUACCCAGAGUGUCUGAGAGAAAGAAUUCAAAAGGGGCAAUUACGGUGUUGCCACUUAGGAGCUAUUCAUACAGGGCUCCUGCAGUGUGUCAACUUACUGCUUGUAGCUGACCUGGGUUCACACCGGAUCAGGCAGAAGGCAAUGCAAUUCCAAUCAUGUUACCUUCUAGCUGACCUGGAACAAACCCAGGUCAGCCACAUGGUAUUUACAAAUAGCAGGCUGACACCCUGCGGGAGGCCUGUCUGAAUGGCUGUCACAAGAUCAGUGUGAUUGUUGUAUAGGUAGGAAUAGGGGAAGAAGCCAUUGAGCUGCACUGUUAGAGAUCUAACAGGGUUUCUCUGUUCUGUGUAGGUUCUACAGAAGCAGCGCCUGACUUCCUCGCAUCUAAGCAAGCAUGCAGCCAGUCUGUUCAGCAAGUCUCACCAAGCCAACAACAGCCGAGCCACCUCCACCAGGCCAACACCUCCCCCUCUGUUUCCCUAAGCAUUGGCCAGAUGGGCUCCAUCUCGCUCCCCACCUAGGCUUCUGACAGUGGGAGGGUGCGUGCAUAUAUAAUACUUUGUGAAAAGAAGGGCUUCAGUUGGGUAAAGCCCUUCUCUCCUGAUCUUUUAACAGGGCAUGGUCUGGGGCACAGCCUCUGCAUUUCUUUCCUUCAGAUCCCCAGCUGAGUUAUUGCAACCACUUUAUUGUGGUAAGACAAAGUCAGCAUCACUUAACACAUUCAAUUCAUUUUUAACUAGUUCAGUGCCAGGCAACAGGCACAGUUUUUGAAAGGGUUUUGAGAAAAUGUUAGAUUUUUAAAUAGCAUGUUGGAGUAGCUUUCUAACAAAUAGUGUAAGCAGUUAAUGUUCCUUCUUGAAGAAAUGGGAUAUUGUAAUGGAUUUCUACCAUUUAAAAAUAAAUCACACUGAAAUGAUUAAUGAACAAGACAUGUGUUACGUUCCCUACACGACUGCUGCCAAUAAAAUGUUGAGACACAACA